UAUCUAUAAUCUUUUCCGACAGAGAAACGUUUGGCCAGGAAUGAUGGAAGCGCUGCUGAUCCUCCCAGCCUUUUCUGUUUCUCCCCCGCCCAACUUCGCUCCUACUCCUCCUUAUCGCCACCGCAACCACCUAUAUUCCGUCGCUACUUCCACAACCAAGUCAAAGUCUAUACUAAAUCCUAACAACAAGUCUAAUCCAUACUAUUGUCACUCUAAUUUACGUUCCGACGCCUCGGUAACUCCUCUGCCGCUGCUUACACCCGAGUCUAAAUGGGACCCCUCCGCUUCCAACGGCCAAGAAAGCGCUAUCUUUUACGCGGAAAUUGCUUCCAACAUCGCUAGGGACGGGAGAUUCAAGGACUUCUUGAUGGUUGUGGAAAGCAUCGCAGCUUCGGGAGUAGGAGUUUCGGAUUUUGUAAGGUUGCUGAAUGUGGACCUCAUAUCUCUCGGAAUUGUGCGAAGUAUCGAUGGAGGGAGCGCAGGUAGUGUUAUUGAGCUGCUUGGCAGUGUUCAGAAACUACAAAUCGAUCCAUCUCUGCUGCUUAAUAAUGAUGCUAUCCACGCGCUUGGGAAGUAUUGUCGGAGCAUUGUGGAAUGUGGCCAAGAAGAAGAAAUUGUUACGUUGAUGGAAACGCUUCAAGGAUACGGUUUUCCAUGUAAAAAGUUGGUUGGGACCUUGCAAAUCAUAAGGCUUUGUGUGACAAAAGUAAACCCAGGUGCUGCCAUCAGGUAUGCACAUAUUUUUUCACAUGCACAAAUUUUGUUGUGUACCACAAUUCUUGAAUUUGGGAAGAAAGGUGACUUGGGCUCUGCUAUGACUGUAUUUGAAGCAUCAAAACAGGGUUUGACCUCUCCUAAUAUGUAUGCCUACCGAACAAUUAUAGACGUUUGUGGUCUUUGUGGUGACUUCUAUAAAUCUAGGGCCAUAUAUGAGGAGUUAAUUGCUCUAGGUGCAACUCCAAAUACUUAUGUUUUCAACAGUCUCAUGAAUGUAAAUGCUUGUGAUUUGAGCUACACAUUGUCUCGUUACGAGAAAAUGAAGUAUCUAGGUGUUCCAACUGAUAUUACAUCUUAUAAUAUCCUUCUCAAGUCGUGUUGCCUUGCUAGAAGAGUUGAUCUGGCCAAAAACAUUUAUAAGGAGCUGAAGUCUUUGGAAACAAGAGGACUAUUGGCGCUGGAUAUCUUCACAUACAGCACCUUAAUCAAUGUGUUUGCUGAAGCGAAAAUGUGGCAAAUGGCUCUCAAAAUCAAAGAAGACAUGCUAUCAGUAGGUGUUGCUCCAAGUGUCAUUACAUGGUCAUCAUUGAUCAAUGCUUGUGCCAAUUCAGGGCUUGUAGAUCAAGCAAUUCAACUGUUUAAAGAGAUGCUUCAAGCUGGUUGUGUGCCUAAUGCACGAUGCUGCAACAUUGUCCUUCAUGCUUGUGUUGAAGCGCGCCAGUACGACAGGGCCUUUCGGCUUUUUAGGUCGUGGAAAGAAAGCGGGCUUCAGAAGGACGGCUUUGGAAGAAAUUUAGAAAACAGUAUGGGUGACACUGACAAUCUUGGAAAUUGUGCUAGCUUGCUGAACUGCACCUCUGGAUCAAGUGUAGAACGGUUCUCAUUUGGAAUUCCUUUUAUACCCACAACAUCAACUUAUAACACUAUGAUGAAGGCAUGUGGUACUGAUUACGAUCGUGCUAAUACUUUGAUGGAUGAGAUGAAAACAAUGGGUCUUUCUCCUAACCAUAUAAGCUGGUCCAUUUUGAUUGGCAUAUGUGGAAGCUCAGGAGAUGUACAUGGGGCAAUACAGAUCUUGCGAUCCAGUCUUGAUGCUGGCAUGCAACCUCAUCAUCUUACUUACACCACAGCUAUCAAGGUCUGUGUUGAACACAAAUAUGUGAAGGAUGCAUUUUUGCUGUUUGCAGAAAUGAAAGAGUUUGGGAUAAAGCCUAGUAAGGCAACUUACAGUACACUUCUUAGAGCUAGUAGCAGAUAUGGAUCUUUGGAGGAGGUACAACAAUGCCUUGCUGUAUAUCAGGACAUGCGGAAAGCUGGGCACAGACCCAAUGAUUACUCUCUCAAACAACUAAUUGAGGAAUGGUGUGAAGGUGUAAUACAGAAUUGCCACUGGAAGGAAGGCCUACAUGCUCAACUAAAUUUGAUCGAUCAAGGUUCUGAAAGUAUGCUUCUUGAAAAACUUGCUGAAAACUUGCAGAAGAGUACUGCUGAAUACCUAUCUAUUGAUCUUCGUGAACUCUCUAAGGUUGAAGCUCGCCUAGUGAUUCUUGCAGUGCUGAGAAUGAUCAAAGAGACAUAUAAUCCAGGAGAUUUAAUUACAGAUGAUGUGCAAAUCAUAUUGGGAGACGCAAAACCUGAGUCCGAGCAUGAAAGUGAAGUUAAGGAAACAAUAAUCAAACUUUUGGAACAUGACUUGGGUCUUGAGGUUGCUUCCACGGCAUCCAAAGACAAAAUUUGUCGAAAUGACGCGGAUGAAUCUUCAAGCGAGGAGGGGAAUAGGGAAAGAGAUAAUUUGACAUCUCAAGUGUAUUCUCAUACAAGGAGACCUGCACUUAUGCAAAGAUUGAAGAUAACUAAGGAAUCAUUACGUCGUUGGCUUCACAGAAGAGUGGAUGCUUUUGAAAGACAACCUUCUAGAUGUGGUGCGUGAACAAGUAAUCAGAGAUUCUUUCUGUACUUUGAUAUGUAGAGUUCUAGAGUUCCUUUGCAUCUUUCUUACACCUGAUCAAUAUGCUCUGCUUUGUUUAACUGUCAUGUUAUAUAUAUUAAAAAAAAUGUGUACACUAUUCUUGAAGAAAAUAAUAUUUACCCACCACUUUUUUAGGUUUGCAACUUUUGUUAGAAUUUCCAAUUAACUUCUUUUGAGUUUUGCAAAUUGCAACUUUUGUUACAAUUUCCAAUUGGCUUUUUUAUCUGAGUUUUGUCUAAAAAUGUGAUUAAA
Molecule: messenger RNA, 2938 nt
Organism: Cuscuta europaea
Lineage: Eukaryota; Viridiplantae; Streptophyta; Magnoliopsida; Solanales; Convolvulaceae
Source: the annotation of a GenBank genome assembly